GUAUCAAUCAAAACGAGCAUGGGACUACUGAGGACGCCCUUGCAAAGGGCAGCCGAAAUGGUUGACUUUAAUAUGGUACAAUGUCUCAUCGCAAAUGGAGCCAUUGUCGACACUGCUUCAAUGUAUGGGGCCGAUACAGCACUGCAGUUGGCUGCUAUGAGCGGCCGUGUUGGCAUUGCGACGCUCUUAAUUGAGCAUGGCGCUGAUGUAAAGUAUCCUCCAGCAAGGGGACCCGGAAGAACAGCAUUUAAAGCAGCAGCAGAACGGUGUCGUCCAGACAUGACGCAUCUUCCGAUUCAAUACGGCGCUCAACUUGAUCUGGGCGUGGUGCAAGAAGUUGAAGAACUGUACGAG
Messenger RNA from Macroventuria anomochaeta, 354 nucleotides. RefSeq lists its product as uncharacterized. The transcript has a single exon. Gene Ontology annotation, molecular function: protein binding. The record is from RefSeq and is a predicted model, not a curated record. NCBI's taxonomy places the organism in Eukaryota, Fungi, Ascomycota, Dothideomycetes, Pleosporales, Didymellaceae. The annotation marks the transcript as partial.